Messenger RNA from Adelges cooleyi (spruce gall adelgid), 1691 nucleotides. RefSeq names its product lebercilin-like. Gene Ontology annotation, biological process: intraciliary transport. Bases 122 to 1609 code for a protein of 495 amino acids. NCBI's taxonomy places the organism in Eukaryota, Metazoa, Arthropoda, Insecta, Hemiptera, Adelgidae. Gene Ontology annotation, cellular component: axoneme. The transcript is spliced from 7 exons. The record is from RefSeq and is a predicted model, not a curated record.
UUAAUAAAUAAACAAUAGUACUAUUCACUAUGAUACAACAGUACUGCUAUGUAUGCUUACUAAUAAAAAACUAUCUCAAGUAUGAUAUGUUAUUUUAAAUUUUGAAUUUGUCUUGAUUCACAUGGAUGGGAAAGAUUGCGAAGAUUCCACGGUUAGUACGGUGGAGAGGAGUCGUUCUAAUUUACAGUUUCCAAACAGUUAUUCCGGAGAAAUAAUUGACGAGCGUGUAAAGACACUGCCAGUUUUUAACAAUAAAAAGCCAACUGCUGUGACGAGAUCGCAAUGCAAAAAAAAAACAUUAAAACCAAUCCCUAUUCAUACAUUGUCAGCUACUAGACGACAAUGCGUUUCAAAUUUACCAUAUAAAGCGGCGUUGACCGGUCGUACGGGAAGUCAUCAAUCCAACGCGGCUUGCCUGAAGAAUUUAUUGUGCCACACUCAUACGGUGAAAAUCAAACAGUUGGAGAAUGAAAUCAACGAAAGUCGAAUGCAGUGUCAAGAUUUGAUAACUGAAAAUCGAUUGUUGAAAACAAUGGAGAAACGACAAGAGCACGCUUUGUCGCUUUACGAAGGCGCACAAGCGAAAUUGCCCCAGAUGAUCAAGUCGUUUAGCGAAGACGUACGUACGCUGAAGAGUCAGCUGAAACAAAUGAAAAGUGCGUACAAGGAAUUGGAGAAUAGAUAUCGAUCGCAAAGUACCGAACUGCUAAUAGUGCAAAAACAGCAUAAACACUUGUUAGAUUUGUCCAAAAACAAACAUCUCGCCGAAAGAGAUAAACUGUCCAAGCAGUUGGCCGAUGCGAGGAAUACACUUUUGCAGCAAGAGAAAAAAAUCGAGAAUUUAAUGAAAAAAUUGCAACUCCAAAACAAGACCCAUCAACAUCAAAUAUGUGCAGAACUGAGUAAAAAUAAAGAUUUACACGUAGAAUUAAAAAGGUUAAACGAAAUGAAUGAACAACUAAGUUUACAAAUAGAAAAGAGUAAGUUACACAGUUAUGGGGCAAGAUUAUUCAAAGUACGUGGAAUUACUGAAAACUCAAUCACUUUAACACCUCGUACAGCUACAACGGUAGUAGCGAGACAUAACCUUGGAGGCAACGGAGACAAUAGCGAGUUGUCGUACAAAAAAGGUGUCCGCGUAAUAGAAUCUCUGCACGGCACUUCCGGCGAUAGUGAUGUGUCUAUCAGAAAUAUGCAAUCAAAUUUAACAAAUCAAAAAACUGGAAUUGUUAAUCAAAGUCCAGACAAUAGCAGAGCUGCUAUAACAAACUCUUCGGUUCAUAAAUUGUUGCUAUUCAACAACGGUAUUAACAAAUUAGUGAAGGACGAUGAAAAAAUAUUACUUCAAAUGCAGUCCAGCCUCACGAAUCAAAAUGAAACGAACAACAGCGGUAGUACGUUCACAACGCCCGAAACUUCAUUGUCUAGAGCUGAAAAAGACCGGUUGUUAGCUAAACUCAACAAUACUAGGGAGGAAAAGAAAGACUACAGUGGCAAAUACGUAUCUAAUACUUUAAUAAAGUCGACUAACAAGUUCUAUCAGCCGGCUGGAUCCAAUGACGUAAGCAGCAUAUCUUCAAUAAGUAGAUCGUCGUCAAUCAGUAGUUGAAAUCGGCAAACAGUGAAAUGGUUUUUAUUAUUUUUUUUGUAUUCAACAAAAUUGUCGGUAUAAAAAAUUAUUUUGUAACUAC